AUGUCCAUCACUAAUCCGUCAGCUGAGGUCGCUAAGAGGUGGAAGCGGUCAGACGUUCUUAAAUAUUUGAAGUCCAAGCAGGAUGAGAUGGAUCUGGAUGACGAAGAUAUAAGAUUAUUGAGAAAAAUAAGGUCGCCGAAGAUAACCCCUCCAUAUAACCUUCUCGGCGGACCAGCCGGAACCAUAGCACUUUUGAUCAAGGCACUUAACGGUGAAGUACAAGUACCGGCAUCUCUCCAGGAACCAGAAACUUCUGAAGAUUUUGAAAAGACGCGUAUUAACGAACUCCCUCAUAAUCCUAUCUCGACUUCUGAAGAAAAUUCAGUUGGCACUCACUUGCCCGAAAAUGAUUUACCCGAAGCUACCCGUAUCAAUAAACAAUCUCAUGAUCUCGUUAACACUGAACAUGAUUUACAAAUUGCCAAAGCUAUUGAAAAGACUCAUGAUCCUAUAUCGAUUUCUGAAGAAGUUGACGCUCACUUGCCUGAGAUUGCCUCUGGGCUCCUCCGUUAUUAUGAACUUUGGAAUUGUCACUAUACCAAAUGGCCAGGCCUCAACGAAUUUUCUAAUCAUCUACGUGAUGUUAACAAAGAUCGUGUUCAUAAUUCGUUUAAGAGGGAAAUAAAUGUUUUGCGAAAGCUGUUUGCAGACGAACAUCCAGCACAAAUGCACCUUUCACAGUUGGAGGCUCAAUUAAAGGCAAGCUGUGUGCUUGUAGGCAAGCUGUGUGCUUAG
Messenger RNA from Paraglomus occultum, 735 nucleotides. Lineage: Eukaryota; Fungi; Glomeromycota; Glomeromycetes; Paraglomerales; Paraglomeraceae. The record is from the annotation of a GenBank genome assembly.